Molecule: messenger RNA, 6021 nt
Organism: Oryzias melastigma (Indian medaka)
Lineage: Eukaryota; Metazoa; Chordata; Actinopteri; Beloniformes; Adrianichthyidae
Product: VPS10 domain-containing receptor SorCS1
Exons: 27
Coding region: 1192-4257 (1021 amino acids)
Biological process (GO): post-Golgi vesicle-mediated transport
Cellular component (GO): Golgi apparatus; membrane
Molecular function (GO): protein binding
Source: RefSeq, a predicted model, not a curated record
GCACAGCUUUGAUAGCAGAUGUUAGCGUUUUAGUUGGUGCAAAAGGGGAAAGACAACGUACUCUUGGAUUGUUAAGAAAGCGAACCAGACAUCAGAGCGGAUACGACUAAUUUUGGCGAUGGCCUUUGUAGCUCUCUUUUCUUCUUUCGCUGAAUUCUGUUUAAUUAAAAGCACAACUAUCUAUCAAGACCGAUAGCUGUCGCCUCGUUCCUUUGUAUGCUCCUUAUACUGCCUGCUCACAAGCUCUCAUCAUAGAAGUAGCAGCACUGGGAGUGGAACGCAGUUUGUAUUCAGUCAGUGUGACAGGCGGCAAAGCAGCAGUCUUGUCUGUCGAAAGACAAUGACUCCACUCAGCUUCCAUGUCGUGCGCAUAACUGUGCUGUACACAAAUCUGUCAGCUUUCGCAGGAAAAUUUUAAGCCAGUUAAGGUGUUAAAAACUUAUCACAUACUCAGAAUGUUGGAAUUUAGCUCAUUCCAAAUUUAGAAAGAAAGCUGUGAUGGUUAUAAGUGUUUUGCCUUUUAUGUGAAAGCAAAUUGUUUUGUAUUUUUAAGCUUAUCUACAAUUAUUGCAACUUGCAACACUUUUUUAAAAGUAGAAAAUAAAGGCCCGCCGUGUUUUUCACACUCUGAUUAUAAUGCACCUCGUAAAUUAAUGGUGUAUUUUCAAACUUUUGUCUUUAAGGUGCAUUAAGUGUGAAAAAAAAAAAUCAGAUAAGUCAGUCAAACAGACUUUAUUACUGGAUUGAUAAUAAUUCUUGAGCUUGUUGGUGACACGCUACACAUUAGAGGCAUUAACGUAUUCACAAUACCUGUAAUUCCCAAUCUUGUUAGCAACAACUCACUGGACAUCUCAACCCCUCCCAUAGACUUCCAUUGAGAAAUAGAUGGUUAUUUCUGUCAUUUCAUUUGUCAGAAUAACCAUUCUUGCCCUGAUACCUUCCUCUUAACAUCUUCAUUCUAAUACCAAUGUUUUGUUAAAGAUAAUUUUUCUUUAUUGCAAGUUAUUCAAGUUAUAAACUGACCAAUCAGAUACCUCAAUAAAAGCAUGUUGUGCCUUUUUGUGAUUGACAGUUUCUCCCAAACCUGUUCUCAGUGGAAGGGAUGUGGGUUUGAACAAGUUCACUCACGUUUGGCGACAGCAGUUCCUCUAAAAACAUGACUCAAACCAAUCACUGUUGACGGGUUUCAAAAUGGCGGCGGCAGUUUCGCGAGGACCCGAGGUGAUUCUCAUGUUGACAAAAUACUUCGACUUCAACUCUGGCAGAGUGACAGAGAGCUCUUUGUGGAGGUCAACUGAUUAUGGGACCACAUAUGAAAACCUUAAUGAGAAAGUCGGGAGUAAAACCAUUCUGAGCUACUUGUACGUGAGUCCAAACAACAAAAGGAAGAUAAUGUUACUGACUGACCCAGAGGUAGAGAGCAGCCUGCUCAUUAGCCUCGACGAGGGGGCGACCUAUCAGAAACACGGCCUAACCUUUGAUAUCCUCAGCCUGCUUUUUCACCCCGAGCAGGAGGACUGGAUCUUGGCUUACAGCCACGACCAAAAGCUUUAUGUGUCCGUUGAGUUUGGGAGGAGAUGGCAGUUUGUCCACGAUGACGUCGUCCCCAACAGAUUCUACUGGUCCAGACUGGGUUUGGACAAAGAGCAAGGACUGAUUCAUCUGGAGAUCCAAGUUUCUGAUGGACGGUCACAGUAUGUAACUUGCAAACUCCAGAACUGCUCUGAUGGAAACAAGGGCAAGCCUUUCCCUGGAUUUAUCAUCCCGAACUCCCUCGUAGUUCAGGAUGAAUACGUUUUCAUCCAGGUAUCAGUAGGUGGCCAGUCAGUCCAUUAUGUGUCGUAUAAAAGAAAUGCUUUCUACCCAAUGAAGCUCCCUAAAUACACUCUUCCCAAGGAUCUGCAGAUAAUCAGCACGGACGAUAACCAAGUGGUGGCGGCGAUUCAGGACUGGCAUCAGAACGAUUCCUACAACCUGUACAUGUCGGAGUCCCGAGGGCUGUUCUUCAUGCUGAUGCUGGAGGACGUGGUGAGCAGUGGAGGACCCGAGGACAAUGUCAUGAUAGAACUCUAUGAGGUUGCUGGGAUUAAAGGGGUGUUCCUGUCAAAUAAAGUUGUUGAGAACCAAGUGAAAACUUAUAUCACAUACAACAAGGGGAGAGACUGGCGUCUUCUUCAGGCUCCAGCAACCGAUCUCCAAGGAAACAAGGUCUAUUGUGAACAACCGUACUGUUCGCUGCAUCUGCACCUUCAUGUUUCGGAGAACCCGUACGCCUCGGGAAAUAUUGUCAGUAAAGAUUCAGCUCCAGGAGUUAUAAUAGCGUCAGGUGUGGUUGGACCUGAGCUGAUCAGUACCAACGUCAGCAUUUUCAUUACAUCUGAUGCUGGAAACACCUGGAAAGAGGUUUUCCAGGAGGAGUAUAGUGUGUUUUUCCUGAAUCAAGGGGGGGCUCUGGUGGCCAUCAGACACACACCGCUGCCAAUUAGACACAUUUGGCUGAGUUUUGACGAGGGCAGAAACUGGGACAAGUAUAGCUUCACCUCUUCUCCCCUGUAUGUCGAUGGGGUGCUUGGAGAGCCUGGAGAAGACAUCCUCAUUAUGACAAUAUUUGGUCAUUUCAGUCACAGAGCUGAGUGGCAGCUUGUCAAAAUCGACUUUCGCUCCAUUUUCAAGCGUCGGUGCGGAUCCGAAGACUACAUCACAUGGCAGUUACACAACCAGGGGGAAGUGUGCAUCAUGGGAAUGAAGAGAUUCUUUCAAAAACUGAGAGAGAACGUUCAAUGUGUCAAGGCCAGAGAUCAAUAUAUUUCCCAGACGUCCGACUCCUGUCCGUGCACAGAAGCGGAUUUUGAGUGCGACUACGGGUUUGAGAGGCAGGUGGAUGGGAGAUGCACUCCGGCUUUCUGGUUUGUUCCUUCAGCAACAUCUCCAGAUUGCACAACGGGGGACACCUUCCUCAAUACGACGGGAUACCGAAAAGCUUUGUCCAACAAGUGCUCAGGAGCGAGUCUUUUAAAGUACAGCCCCAGGCAGGAGAAGUGUCCCAGUCAGGCCCCCAAAGGUCUGCAGCUCUUCACCAGCGAAGGAACGCUUGUAGCAACUCUGGGGAGGAACGUGACCUUCCUAGUCUUUCUAGAAGAGGGUCUCGGCUCCAUGACGAGCAUAACGGUGGACUUUGGUGACGGAACGGCGAUAUCGUACGUGAAUAUAAGCUCCAUCGAUGAUGGGGUCAAGCACAUCUACAGUAAAGUGGGCAUUUACCAAGUUUCAGCCACAGCGAGCAAUAACCUCGGUUCGGAUAGAGUCAUCCUUUACCUCCAUGUGACCUGUCAGCUGGAGCAGGUGGAGCUCACGGCUCCUCUGGUGGUUGUCAAGAACAGAGCCGUAAAUUUCACGACCGUGUUGCAUCCAGCCACCGUGGGAACGGUCACAUAUUUCUGGUGGUUUGACAACAAAACUGAGCCGAUUGUGACCCUCGAUGGAGCAGUUUCCUUCGCUUUUUCCAAUGAAGGCCAUCACAGCGUCACCGUUCAGGCUUUAGCCGGAAAUACCGUCCACCAGGACCAAAGAAUGGUGGCAGUUUAUGAUUAUUUUCAGUCACACGUUUUGGCUUUUUCUUCUAAUCUGGAUGAUCUGAACCCGGGGGUGUCUGAGUGGAGAGAGGACGUCAGCAGGGUUGUGAAGAGCCGCAUAGUCCAGGUCACGGGAAUCAGUGAGAAUCAACUCUUGGUGGCAGUCCUUCCAGGCGUACCGACGACGGCGGAGAUUUUUAUCGUGUCUGAGAGGGCGUCGGCGGAGAGGCCGCUGAAUGAGAAGUGGGUGCACCUGAGUCAGCUUUCUCAGGUUCUGCUGAGUGCUCUGAACCAAGACCUGAUCCAGUUCACGCUCAAACCGGGGGUGCAGGUUAAUGUCUACGCCACCUGGCUGUCUCCAGCUCCUCUUGUGGACAGUGGUGACAGCGUGCACAGUGGGAUUGCAGUCAUCAUGCUUGUGUCGGUGGUCCUGGCAAUCCUGGCGGUCUUUUUGGUAUAUAAAUUUAAAAGGAAGUUUCCAGGCAUGAACACAUACGCCGCAGAGCAGCCGGAUAAAGAGCAAGAGGUGAUCCCCGCAGUGACCUCCUUAGCAGUUCCAGACCCCGAGGAGGACAAAAUGACCUCCCUGGUUCAUGUGGAUGUGCAGCUGGACUCUAAAAGCAGAGGCUACCUGCCAUCUCACACAGACAUCAAGCUCUCUGACGAGGCGCCCCAUGUGUUUUAAUGUUGGGAGUCUAUGACCGACUCGAAAGCAAUACAUCUUCUUUGGCAGUUACUUCCAGUAAGCUACGAAAGCGCGGUCACAAUGAAUGGUCUCAAGUGUUUUGCUACCCAUGCAUGGAUGGACCAGUUCACACUGUGCUGCCUAAAUCCCUCCAAGGAGACUGUACAGAUUUAUACUUGCCUCUUGAAAAGGAACACUUUUUGACUGAAAUACUUGUAUUUUUGCAAGGACAUUGAUCUUUUUAUGUAAAUAAUGUACAUCCAUAAUGGAAGAAGUAAAGUUAUUUGUCUCAGCUGGUUACAGCUACGUUUGCUCAAACAGGAACGCAUCAUGCGCCAGGAAGAGGAGGAGAGAGACGUGUUAUAAUGUAUGGAAAAAAAAAGAAAAAAUCCCGGUUUUGACUUGUGUUUGUGAAGUUUACUUCCCGCAACUGUGCGAAGCUGGCUUAUCGGCGUAAGACAGUGAGAGAAGCAGAUUCAUUAAGCUCUUCGCAAUCAGUACAUCUUAUCACCAGAUUCUCAUCAAAUGAAGGCUCGCAAUAUCCAGGAGAUGAUGGAGGACUCCCUGUCCCAGAUCUGUGUAUUCCAUCAAGCCUGUCUCUGCAGCUCAAAAUGUUAUAUGUGUCAACGCAAAAAAAAAAAUAAAUACACAACAGAAGAUUAUUACAGAUAGGUAUGCACAGAAGAUGAGAAUCUGAGCUGUCCCUCUUGUAUAGGAGACACAAAUAAGUCAGUUUAGGAAAAGCAGAAAUCUGGCUUUUGCUGAUCUGAAUCAUUCAUAUGGUUUUAUUGCAACUCCUAUAUGGGAAUGUUUGGCAGCAAAUUAAUGCUUGCUGCCAAUUUUGUCCAUACAAAUGAUUGAAUAUUUUCCUUGUUGAGCAAGUAAAUCCUGCAGCACAGGAGGUGUUUAUUAUCAUGCAAAAAGGGUGUGCAGUGCCAAAUUUGGGGUUUUAAUUAGUUGUGUCAAGGUUUGUUUGUACAAAAAGACUCCUUGACACAAUUCACAAACUGUUUUCCACCUUCUUUAUUGAAAGUUGUGGAGCCUUUUCAACUAUUUAUUUCCCAUCUCAGUUGUGCCAAAUAUUUUUAUAUCUAUACCACAUUGUUUAUCCACCAACUUUAAGAAAAAAAGCCGUUUCCCAAGCUUCCAGAGAUGCAGAGGAGCACUCAGUCUGUUCGAGGUUUGCCCCUAAGGACUCAGCGGACAAAAGGCUGCAGAUUUGUUCAUCUCCUCCGCUGCGAGGGACACGGAGAUAGAGAAGACGUAUCUCCUGUCAGCACAGCUCAGCCUACGCACACAGCUUCGGUCAGCUGCUGUCUCUUCGGAAUAAGUACUGAGGUUCUUCUUCAUCAGACUUUUCUUUUUAAGUGUUGGCAGCAUCAUAUGUCAGUAAGACAAAUCGACUACAGGCUUCUCCAUACUUCUUCCUCGCAAUCUUCUGAUUGAGCCAGGAGCAUAAAUAAACUCUCAACAUAAGAUCAUUUUAUUUUUUACUCAUUAUGGCUCCAUUUCUUUAAGUUCCAUUCAUUUUCCUGUUAAUACAGUUAUAUUCAAAGAAGUUGCAUGGAGUUUAUUUUUCCUCUUUCAAGCUCCUUGAAACAUGUUUCCAAAAGGGGGAGAAAAAAAUGUUAAAAAUUGUGAAGUAUUUUUAUGUUUCUGGAGAAGCUGACCAACUUUUUCAUAUGAAGUGAAGUGAUUAUCCUGUGAAUUGUUUCUGUGUUUUUCAUUCGAUCUUGCUGAAGUUACCAUGGUUGCAGAAUAAAG